AUGCAUCGGCCAUCAAAGGCGGAUCAACUCACUUUAGUCGUUGUUGGAGACCAAACAAGCAAUGUAUCUGCAUUAAUCAAACGACUCUUGCUUGGUGCACCCCAUAGUGUCGCUCAGAGUUCCUUCGUUCGCGAUGCUAGUGCAGCGUUGAGGGCCCAGUCAGAUCGUCUUCGACCUUUCCAAAGAGAACACCUGCCUUAUUUCAAGGAUAUUCAUGAACUUGCCAGGAUCUACUAUGACACAAAUGGAGUCUGUCAUCCAUCCAUUAGUAGCGCCCUGUUGUGUGUGACUCAGUUGUUGCAAGUCAUUCGAUAUUUCGAAGACCGAGGUCGCCAGCCCGAGAAUAACAAAAAUAUUGCAGUAGUCGGUCUAUGUACUGGAUCACUUGUUGCCGCGGCCUACGCUGCGUCGGCAUCACUUGAUGACAUCAAGACACUUGCCGUCCCUGCGGUCUCGAUGGCCUUCCAAAUGGGCCUUCAAGCAGCGACCGCAAGCAGCAUGCUGCACGAGCAGGGGAACUCUCCUGAGAGCUGGUCGAUCGCCAUUCCCAAGAUCACAGAAGACGAGGCGCUGUCAGCCCUGAAGAUUUAUGAUUCCGGGAGCCAUUUAUCCCUGCGGCAUCGCUGUUUUGUGAGCGCCGUUGGGUUAAAGAGUGUUACCAUCAGCGGCUCACCACCGGCUUUGAAUCGCUUUGCAGAGAGCUUGACGACUUCUCAACCUUCCAGAAAUGUCAUCCGGUUGCCGAUAUUUGCGGCCUAUCAUGCAUCCCACGUCCAUACGGUACUGGAUUUCUCGAGCUUUCUAUCUCGGUGCGGUAUCGACGCCAGCCUUCUAAGCAGCUUCAAGACUGUCAAAACUCUCAUCUCUCCACUGACAGGCCAGCCAGUGGAGUCCAGCAAUGCCCUGGGCCUGUUCAAGACGGUCGUUCAUCACACCCUACAAGCACCACUGCGGUUAGAUUUAAUCGUCAACCGGCAUCUAUCUCUAAUCCGAGAAGAACUUAUCGCCCAUGUCGACAUUGAGGUAGUUGGUCCGACCUCGGUUGGAGACAGUCUAGCUUCAGUGUUCAAGACUCACACGACAGCAAGUGUGCGGACACACGAGCUGAGUGCCCUGGAUCCGCUUGUCAACGACCAUCAACCGUCUGCUGUUUUCAACAACGCACCGCUGGCAAUCGUAGGUUUGUCAGGCCGGUUUCCUGGUGCGGAUAGCGCUGAAGCUCUUUGGAGGGUCUUGGAAGAAGGGUUAGACCUUCACAGAACGGUGCCACGUGAUCGCUUUGACAUCGAGACACAUGUCGACCCUUCGGGGAAAGCGAAGAAUACAAGUUGGACUCCUUUCGGCUGCUUUAUUGAUCGCCCUGGUGAUUUCGAUCCCAGGUUCUUCAACAUGUCCCCCCGCGAAGCCCUUCAGACAGAUCCAAUGCAGCGUUUGGCUCUUGUCACGGCAUACGAGGCCCUGGAGAUGGCAGGAUUUGUCCCCGAUCGUACUCGCUCCAGUACUCUUGACAGGGUAGGAACCUUUUACGGCCAGACGAGUGAUGAUUAUAGAGACGUGAAUGCAGCCCAAGAAAUUGGAACCUACUUCAUCACGGGAGGUAUUCGGGCGUUUGCUCCGGGUCGCAUAAACUACUUCUUCAAAUUUGAGGGACCAAGCUAUAGCGUUGAUACGGCUUGCUCAUCAAGCCUUGCUGCUAUCCAGCUCGCAUGCACCUCACUAUGGAGUGGUAACUGCAACACUGCGGUUGCGGGAGGCCUCAGUGUGCUUACCUCUCCAGACUUGUUUUCAGGACUAAGUCGCGGCCAGUUUCUCUCCCAAACUGGUUCAUGCAAGACUUUUGACAACAGCGCAGACGGCUACUGCCGUGCUGAUGGCAUAGGUAGCGUGGUAAUCAAGAGAUUGACAGAUGCAGAGCUGGACCGAGACAACAUCCUCGCGGUUAUCUUGGGUGCUGGAACAAAUCACUCCGCCAAUGCCAUCAGCAUUACUCAUCCGCAUGCACAGGCACAAUCAAGCCUCUACCGCGAGGUUCUCGAGCAAUCAGGUAUCGAUCCCCUAGAUGUAGGGUAUAUUGAGAUGCACGGGACCGGUACGCAGGCAGGCGAUGGGACUGAGAUGAAGUCCGUUGUCGACGUCUUCGCGCCUACUAACCCUAGUCGGGCUGACGACAAUCCACUUUAUGUUGGGGCACUCAAGGCGAACAUUGGUCAUGGAGAGGCGUCCUCCGGUGUAGCGUCACUGAUCAAAGCAAUUUCUGUGUUGAAGAAUUCAGCAAUUCCUCCUCACAUUGGGAUCAAGGAUAAGAUCAACAGUGGAUUCCACGAACUUGAAGCGCGGAAGGUUCGAAUCGCUAUGAAGAAGACACCAUUCCAAAGCACAAACGGCAAGAAGCGAACUAUACUAGUCAACAAUUUCAGUGCUGCUGGUGGCAACACUGCUCUCCUGAUCCAAGAACAUCCGAGUCCAAUUAUUCAGCAAGAUGUGAAGCCUCGUCUUCUCCACCCCGUCACGGUGUCUGGACAUACAAAAGCUGCAUUGCGAAAUAACCUGGACAGAUUGAUUGAUUAUUUAUCCGCAAACCCACUCGUGUCGCCAGUUGACCUCUCGUACACCACCACGGCCCGUCGGAGACACCAUGCCUUCCGCUUGACUGUGACGGAAACGGGCAUUGAGCGUAUCACGAGCGCCUUGGAAAACAAGCGCGAUUCAGUCUCAACAAUUUCAGCCACCCCAGGUAUUUCGAGGCCCAUUGUCUUCGUUUUCACAGGGCAAGGCGCAGCAUACCCCAAGUUGGCACACGAGCUAUACUCCACAUCAAGCCAGUUCCGAGCAGACAUUGUCCAUUUUGACGGUAUUGCUCGACAGCAAGGCUUCCUUUCCUUCCUUCCGCUUAUCGAUGGCAGUAUAAGUGACAUCUCCUUGUUGUCCCCUAUGCAAGCUCAAAUUGGCCUUGUGUGCAUCCAAAUAGCCUUGGCUCGUUUGUGGAAUUCCUGGGGUAUCAAGCCUGCCGCUGUGGUGGGUCACAGCUUGGGAGAAUAUACCGCCCUUCAAGUGAGUGGGGUACUAUCUAUCAGUGAUACCAUUUUCUUGGUAGGAUACCGAGGGCGGUUGCUCGAGAGUCGUUGUGAGAUGUAUUCACAUGCUAUGCUCGCUGUGCAAGACUCUUCCUCCACACUCGACUUGGUUUCUUCUGAGAUUGCCUCGGGCGUGGAAAUUGCCUGCAUCAACAGCCCUCGUGAGACAGUAUUCUCUGGUGACAAAGCUGCUAUUGAAAAGUUCGAGGCAUACCUAGUAACGAAGAAAAUCCGGGCUACCAAGCUCCCGGUUGCUUACGCUUUCCAUUCUGCCCAAGUCGAUCCGAUUCUUGACGACCUUGAGGAAGUUGCAAAAGUUGUCAAUAUGGGGAAGCCACAUAUUCCUGUCAUUAGCUCCCUCAGCGGUCGAGUCCUAGGCCCUACGGAUCACAUCGACGCACAAUACAUCCGCCAGCAUUGUCGACGUAUGGUUCAAUUUUCGAGCGCCGUGAAGGAUGCCAAAAAUACAGAACUGAUUCAGGACUCUACUUUAUUCAUUGAGAUCGGUCCUCACCCAAUCUGUUCGGGUAUGAUACGGUCGAUUCUUGGUGAAAAUGUCCAGACUCUGCCUACUUUGAGAAAGAAUCAAGACCCCUGGGAGGUUAUUGUGAAGAGCCUUGCUUCGCUUCAGGACGCGGGUUUUGCAAUCAACUGGUCGGAAUAUCAUCGGGACUUCGAACGAGCUUGUCGUCUUUUAACUCUCCCUGCCUACGCAUUUGACAAUAAAAACUAUUGGAUCGAGUACAGGAACGACUGGACCUUGAGGAAAGGUGAUCCUUUGCCAAUCACAAGUGGGAACACUGAGGCCAAACAGGAGUCAAAGACGCUAUCCACCUCUGUCCAUCGAGUCAUGGAGGAGAGAUAUGACGGAGCGAAAGGGCUCGUUGUCUUUGAAACAGACCUCUCAUGUCAAGAGAUCUAUACUGCCAUCAGUGGACAUCGUGUAAACGGUUCUGCUCUGUGCCCUUCUUCUUUGUAUGCCAACAUGGCUUUGACAAUAGGUCAAUAUCUUCAGAAGCACCCGGAUUCUGGCCUCAGGUCGGCUGGACAGACGAUCGACGCAAUGGAAAUCCAGCACCCGUUGAUCAUCAAAAGCUCUCAAGAUGAAGAAUCCAGGAUACUUCAAAUAUAUGCACGCCUCGAUGUUGCUUUACAGACAGUCGGUCUUGAGUACGCCACAAUUUCUGCAAACCAGAAAUCCAAGACAAUACAUGCCACUUGCCGUAUACAAUCUGGCUCGGCCGAAUCGUGGCUUCGGCGAUGGUCACACGAUUUCCACCUAAUUCAAGAUCGCAUACUCGCUUUGAACAAGCUCGCCAACUCGGGAGAAAUCAACCAAAUAACAACAGGGCUGGCAUAUCGGCUUUUUGCAAGCCUGGUCAAUUAUUCUCCCCAGUACCAAAGGAUGGAUCAGGUUCUACUUUCCAGCAGUCUCUUUGAGGCUACUGCAAAUGUGAAACUAGACGUCCGUGGAGAUGACUCGAGCUUUGAUUGGAACCCCUAUUGGAUUGACGGUCUACUGCACAUCUCUGGAUUUGCCUUGAAUGGCAACGAAACCCUCAAUCCUGAUGAAGCGGUUUAUAUCUCUCACGGCUGGGAUACUCUACGGUUCGCUAAACCGUUGAGACCUGACACCCGCUAUCAAACAUACGUGCGGAUGCUUCCCCGAGAUAUGACCAUGUUUGGAGGGAACGUGUGGAUUCUCUGUGACGGGGAAGUGGUAGGUUUGGCUGAGGACGUUCGUUUUCAGCGAGUACCACGAGCAGUCCUCAACAUGCUCCUACCUCCUCUUGUCCUUAAGGGAGCCAGAAAGAAAAAUUCGCCUUUGCCUGCCGCUCAAGCCCCUGGGGUGGCAAGGCCAACGACAACCGGACGGGACAAUCCAAAAGCCCAUUUACCUCCACAACGAGAGGCCUUUCUUCACUCCAUUGCUUCUGAGUUAGGACUUGAGGCUUCGGAGAUUUCGCCACAUGACAAACUAGCUGAUUUGGGUGUGGACUCCUUGAUGACAUUGACACUGGCUGGCAACCUACUGGAUCAAUUUGGUCUCGAAGUAUCCCACAACGAAUUGAUGAGCCUGCCUACAAUUAGCGAGCUGCUGGAUAUCCUGGAACAGAGGUCACCUGGUGAUGCUAUGUUGUCUCCACCCUUUACUACGCAAGAACUCGCGGCUCCUGCGAUAUCCUCCCAGUCUUCAGAUUCUUCACUAUCAUUCACAACUGAGACAUUCACUCCCAACAGUGACAACGGUGAUACUGCCGAGUUAGUGAGAUCCAUCAUUAUUGAAGAAACCGGUAUUUUGUUUGAAGACCUCGAGUUCUCUGCGGACUUGGGCUCGCUCGGGGUUGAUUCCCUAAUGGGUCUGACCGUUUUGGGCAGACUAAGGGAGGCAGGCGUCGAGCUUGAGACAAACUUCUUCCUAGAAAACCGGACGAUGGGUGAAGUGUUUAAAGCCCUAUCUUGUCCACCAGUGACUGAGAAAACCAAGUCACCAGUCACAGACAAAGUCGUUUACAAUGGCAAGAGUGCUGCGAAUCCGCUCCCCAUCCAGUCUGACGCCCGAUUUCGAGCCAAGGCAAUUCUCCUCCAGAGACGGUCAGACCCCUCCAGUACGGAGAACCUUUUCCUCUUUCCAGACGGAUCAGGAUCACCAUCGUCAUACGCUGCCUUGGAGCAGAUCAACCCAAAGGUCAAUGUGUAUGGCCUCGUUUGCCCCUUCAUCGACUCACCGGGCGACUACACAUGCGGCCUUGAGGCAAUAGUGAAAAUCUACUUGGCAGUGAUCAAGGAGACCCAACCUCAAGGACCGUAUCAUUUCGGAGGGUGGUCUGCUGGAGGCGUCUUGGCAUAUGAAGCUUCGAGGCAAUUGAUCGAAGCGAACGAACGGGUCCGGUCACUGCUUCUCAUUGAUGCGCCGUGUCCAACAGUGCUUCCUCCAAUGCCAUCUUCGCUCAUCGAAUUCUUGGAGUCAAAAGGUCUUUUCAGCCAAUUCCAGGACAAACCUGCCCAGAGAUCGAAGGAGAGGCGACACAGUGUCCUGAAACAUUUUGAAUCCACUGUGCAAAACUUGUCACUCUAUAACCCAAUUCCCAUCAUUCCGGCCGCAGAGGCACCAGAAACUGUGGUUUUGUGGGCUCAAGAAGGGGUGAGCAAUGGUUCAAGGCCUGUCUUACACGAUGCAGCAUCAUCAGACGCAACUGUGUCUUGGAUAUUGGAUGACCGGAACGACUUUAGUCCUCGAGGCUGGGAGAUGUUAAUUCCAGACCAAAGGAUUUCCACCCUCCCAGUCCCUGGAAAUCACUUCACGAUGAUGUCCGGCCACAAGAUUGUCGCCAUAUCGAGGCAUUUGCAGGAACAUUUUUCAAGAUAUCAAAUGGGCAGAUAG
Molecule: messenger RNA, 6459 nt
Organism: Penicillium subrubescens
Lineage: Eukaryota; Fungi; Ascomycota; Eurotiomycetes; Eurotiales; Aspergillaceae
Product: type I polyketide synthase
Exons: 10
Coding region: 1-6459 (2152 amino acids)
Biological process (GO): fatty acid biosynthetic process
Molecular function (GO): 3-oxoacyl-[acyl-carrier-protein] synthase activity; phosphopantetheine binding; fatty acid synthase activity
Source: RefSeq, a predicted model, not a curated record